AUGAUAAAAAUGAUUAUUAUAAUAUUUCUUCUAUUAUAUAUAUUAAACAUAAUUAAUUUAAUACAAAUUGGUUUUAUAAAUCAUAUUUCUGUAAUUAUAAAUACAAGUUUAAUUUCAACAUCAAAUUCAAAAUGCAUUGAUUGUCUUUGCAAUUGUUUAAAUAAUAAUAAACAAAUCAAUUCAACAAUAUCAAAAUGUUAUGAUAUUAAUUGUUUUCCAUCGAAUAAUUCAUGUCAACAAAUUGAACAUCAUGGAUUCAAGAAACAGAAAUUUCAUUUAAUUCUACAUCAGAUCAAUUGUAUUGGAGAUAGUCUUAUUGGUCAUUAUUUUGUAUCAAAUUUAACACGAUUUUAA
Rotaria sp. Silwood1 is the source of this 354-nucleotide messenger RNA. NCBI's taxonomy places the organism in Eukaryota, Metazoa, Rotifera, Eurotatoria, Philodinida, Philodinidae. The record is from the annotation of a GenBank genome assembly.